CUCAGUCCAGCCCCACCCACGUGCGCGCAGCCGCCUCGCGCCACUUGAGAAGCGGUGAGGUUCUGAGAUUUCACUAUGACACUGGAGGCGAUCCGCUACUCCCGGGGCUCGCUGCAGAUCCUCGACCAACUCCUGCUGCCCCAGCAGAGCCGCUACGAGGCGGUGGUCUCCGUGCGCCAGGCCUGGGAGGCCAUCCGCGCCAUGAAGGUGCGCGGUGCCCCGGCCAUCGCGCUGGUGGGUUGUCUCAGCCUCGCCGUGGAGCUACAGGCGGGCGCCGGGGGACCCGGACUUGCUGCACUCGUGGCCUUCGUGCGCGAUGAAUUAAACUUCCUCGUCACUGCCCGACCCACGGCCGUCAACAUGGCCCGCGCGGCCCGAGACUUAGCCGACGCCGCAGCCCAGGAGGCAGAGCAAGAGGGCGCCACAGUGGAGACGGUCCGGGAGAGGGUGAUCCGCUGUGCUGAGGACAUGCUGGAGAAAGACCUCAGAGACAAUCGGCGCAUUGGGGACCUGGGAGCUCGCCACCUCCUGGACCUGGUGGCCCCGGAGGGCGGCAAGGUGACCGUACUGACUCACUGUAACACUGGUGCACUGGCCACUGCUGGCUAUGGCACAGCACUGGGUGUGAUCCGCUCUUUGCACAAGCUAGGCCGUCUGAAGCACGCUUUCUGCACAGAGACCCGGCCUUACAACCAGGGAGCCCGACUGACGGCCUUUGAGCUGGUCUAUGAGCAGAUCCCUGCCACCCUUAUUGCCGACAGUAUGGCGGCUGCUGCCAUGGCCCACCGGGGCGUGUCAGCUGUCGUAGUGGGAGCGGAUCGUGUGGUUGCCAAUGGUGACACAGCCAACAAGGUGGGCACCUACCAGUUGGCCAUUCUAGCCAAGCACCAUGGCAUCCCCUUCUAUGUGGCUGCCCCCAGCUCCUCAUGUGACCUCCACUUAGACUCAGGCCAGGAGAUUGUCAUUGAGGAGCGCCCAGGACAGGAGCUGACCGAUGUUCACGGGAUCAGGAUCGCAGCACCUGGUAUUGGGGUUUGGAACCCUGCCUUUGAUGUUACCCCCCGUGACCUCAUCACUGGCGGCAUCAUCACAGAACUGGGUGUCUUUACCCCCAAGGAGCUUCAGGGAGCCCUCAGCACCACCGUCUCCUGAGAAGCCUGGAUGGAUCCCAGAAAUAACCAACCCUGCUCCCACAAUCUUAGGUUUUAUAAUAAACUCAGUGUGUUACCUACCCAAA
Condylura cristata (star-nosed mole) is the source of this 1237-nucleotide messenger RNA. It is a transcript of the gene MRI1, whose product is annotated as methylthioribose-1-phosphate isomerase 1. NCBI's taxonomy places the organism in Eukaryota, Metazoa, Chordata, Mammalia, Eulipotyphla, Talpidae. The transcript has 6 exons. Bases 76 to 1152 code for a protein of 358 amino acids. Gene Ontology annotation, molecular function: S-methyl-5-thioribose-1-phosphate isomerase activity. The record is from RefSeq and is a predicted model, not a curated record.